Molecule: messenger RNA, 340 nt
Organism: Monoraphidium neglectum
Lineage: Eukaryota; Viridiplantae; Chlorophyta; Chlorophyceae; Sphaeropleales; Selenastraceae
Exons: 1
Source: RefSeq, a predicted model, not a curated record
AUGGGGACCCAGCGUGCCUCGGCCUCGCAUGUCCACUACAAGGCGGCUCCCCGGGCUGCCUAUGUGCGCCCGAAGACUGUUGCCAGGCGUCCGCAGCCUGUCUCCGUGUCCGUGGGCGCGACGCUGUCCGUGGCGCCGCCGGUCGCGCCCCAUCAGGCGACGUCCGCAAGCGCGCAGCAGCAGCAACAGCAGCAGCAGCUGGCCUCCCUCGAGGCGCUGCUCACCGCUACAGGCACGGACAGUGUGAUCGCGCAACCCGCGCAGCAGCGACCGCUCCACCGGGCGGAGAGGUUUGAGGACACGUAUGCCAUUGGAGAGGUCCUCGGCAACGGCACCUAUG